Heterostelium album PN500 is the source of this 726-nucleotide messenger RNA. It is a transcript of the gene sdhB, whose product is annotated as succinate dehydrogenase. The record is from RefSeq and is a predicted model, not a curated record. Gene Ontology annotation, biological process: respiratory electron transport chain; aerobic respiration; tricarboxylic acid cycle. Bases 1 to 726 code for a protein of 241 amino acids. Lineage: Eukaryota; Evosea; Eumycetozoa; Acytosteliales; Acytosteliaceae. The transcript is spliced from 3 exons. Gene Ontology annotation, molecular function: electron transfer activity; 2 iron, 2 sulfur cluster binding. Gene Ontology annotation, cellular component: mitochondrial membrane.
AUGUUAUAUUCAAUAUUUAUAGUUGUUGCAAUCAAGAUCUAUCGUUACAGCGAGGAAUCAGAGAAGAAACCAUACGUACAAACCUACAAUUUGAACCUCAAGGAAUGUGGUCCAAUGAUUUUGGAUGCUCUCAUUCACAUUAAGAACACUCAAGAUCCAACUUUGACUUUCCGUCGUUCAUGUCGUGAGGGUAUUUGUGGAAGUUGUGCAAUGAAUAUCUCUGGUUCAAAUACACUUGCAUGUAUUAAGAAGACAACCGAUGCUAUUGAUGGUGGUUCAAUUGCCAUCUAUCCACUCCCACAUAUGCACGUCGUAAGAGAUUUGGUACCAGAUCUUACUCACUUCUAUCAACAACACAAAUCCGUUAAGCCAUGGUUAGAGCCAUCCCCAGAUGCUCCAAGAUACAAUGGUAAAGAGGAAAACAGACAUAAAUUAGAUGGUCUCUAUGAGUGUAUCUUGUGUGCAUGUUGCUCGACAUCGUGUCCAUCCUACUGGUGGUCAGAGGGUGGUGACGGUGGAUACCUCGGACCAGCCGUUCUCUUGCAGGCAUUCCGUUGGAUUUCAGAUUCCCGUGACUCUAUUCAACGUGAGAGACUCGCCAAUAUUUCAUCGGACAAUCUCAAGAUCUAUAAAUGUCACACUAUUUUGAAUUGUACACGUGUUUGUCCAAAAGGACUCAACCCAGCUUUAGCCAUUGCAAAGAUGAAACUCAUGUUGGCUCAUUAA